Messenger RNA from Condylura cristata (star-nosed mole), 2762 nucleotides. It is a transcript of the gene SGSM3, whose product is annotated as small G protein signaling modulator 3. The coding region runs from base 205 to 2463 and encodes 752 amino acids. Gene Ontology annotation, molecular function: protein binding. The record is from RefSeq and is a predicted model, not a curated record. The transcript is spliced from 22 exons. NCBI's taxonomy places the organism in Eukaryota, Metazoa, Chordata, Mammalia, Eulipotyphla, Talpidae.
UGAACGCUGACGGACCGAGCCGCUGAGGGAGCCGGAGUUGGCACCGUAGCGGCGGCGGGGCAGCUGGACCUCCCCUCCCGGCCACUCAGCCCGCGCGGCAGGGCAGAUGUUUCUGGACCCCAUGAAACUUGAGAGGCUUGCAGCUGGGAAGACACUAGCCUAGGAAAACGCGGAGCGUGGGUCUGCAAGCUCUGCCUGUCCAGGAUGUCAGGGACCCACAUACCUCCUGCCAGUGGCCCCUUCUCAGCCCUGACUCCGAGCAUGUGGCCCCAAGAGAUCCUGGCCAAAUACACGCAGAAGGAGGAGUCAACGGAGCGACCAGAGUGGCGUUAUGACGAGUUCGGCUUCCGCGUGGACAAGGAAGAUGGUGCUGCAGACCCCAGUUCCAGCAAGCUCCUCGGGGUGUCUCUAGUGGAAGACCCUCCACAGAGGCUGCGGUGGCAGGCCCACCUGGAAUUCACCCACAACCACGACGUGGGGGACCUCACCUGGGACAAGAUCGCCGUCUCCCUGCCCCGCUCAGAGAAGCUCCGCUCCCUGGUGCUGGCCGGCAUCCCACACAGCAUGAGGCCACAGCUGUGGAUGCGACUCUCAGGCGCCCUACAGAAGAAGAGGAGCUCCGAGCUGUCGUACCGAGAGGCGGUGAAGAACAGCUCCAAUGACGAGACCAUUGCUGCCAAACAGAUCGAGAAGGACCUGCUCCGCACCAUGCCCAGCAACGCCUGCUUCGCCAGUGUGGGCAGCAUCGGCGUGCCACGCCUACGUAGGGUCCUCCGUGCACUGGCCUGGCUCUACCCUGAGAUUGGCUACUGCCAGGGCACCGGCAUGGUGGCUGCCUGCCUGCUGCUGUUCCUGGAGGAGGAGGACGCCUUCUGGAUGAUGUGCGCCAUCGUCGAGGACCUGCUCCCCGCCUCCUACUUCAGCACCACCCUGUUGGGUGUCCAGACGGACCAGCGGGUCCUGCGCCACCUCAUUGUCCAGUACCUGCCUCGCUUGGACAAACUGCUUCAGGAGCAUGACAUUGAGCUGUCGUUGAUCACGCUGCACUGGUUCCUCACGGCCUUCGCCAGCGUCGUGCACGUCAGGCUGCUGCUGCGCCUCUGGGACCUGUUCUUCUACGAGGGCUCCAGGGUGCUGUUCCAGGCCACGCUGGGCAUGCUCCGCCUCAAGGAGGAGGAGCUGAUCCAGUCGGAGAACUCGGCCUCCAUCUUCAACACGCUGUCAGACAUCCCGUCUCAGAUCCAGGACGCCGAGCAGCUGCUGGGGGAAGCCAUGCGGCUGGCUGGCUCCCUCACUGACGUCGCCGUGGAGACUCAGCGCCGCAAGCACCUGGCCUACCUCAUGGCAGACCAGGGCCAGCUCCUGGGGACGAGCGCCACCACCAGCCUCUCUCAGGUUGUCCGUCGCCGGACUCAGCGGAGGAAAUCCGGCAUCACCUCCCUGCUCUUCGGGGAGGACGACCUGGAGGCGCUCAAGGCCAAGAACAUCAAACAGACGGAGCUGGUGGCUGACCUCCGGGAAGCCAUCCUGCGUGUAGCUCGCCACUUCCAGUGCACGGACCCCAAGAACUGCAGUGUGGAACUGACCCCGGACUACAGCAUGGAGAGCCACCAACGGGACCAUGAGAACUACGUGGCCUGUUCACGCAGCCACCGGCGCCGGGCCAAGGCCCUGCUGGACUUUGAGCGCCACGACGACGACGAGCUGGGCUUCCGCAAGAACGACAUCAUUACGAUCAUUUCCCAGAAGGACGAGCACUGCUGGGUGGGGGAGCUGAAUGGCCUUCGAGGCUGGUUUCCAGCCAAGUUCGUGGAAGUCCUGGAUGAACGGAGCAAGGAGUACUCCGUCGCGGGGGAUGACGCGGUCACCGAGGGCGUCACAGACCUUGUGCGAGGGACCCUCUGCCCGGCCCUCAAGGCCUUGUUUGAACACGGACUUAAGAAACCAUCUCUGCUUGGGGGCGCCUGUCACCCCUGGCUGUUCAUUGAGGAGGCAGCUGGCCGGGAGGUUGAGAGAGACUUUGAUUCUGUAUAUUCACGCCUGGUGCUCUGUAAGACGUACAGGCUGGACGAAGACGGCAAAGUCCUGACCCCGGAGGAGCUGCUCUACCGGGCGGUGCAGUCCGUGAACGUGACCCACGACGCGGCUCAUGCACAAAUGGAUGUCAAGCUCCGUUCGCUCAUCUGCGUGGGGCUCAACGAGCAGGUCCUGCACCUGUGGCUGGAGGUGCUGUGCUCCAGCCUGCCCACCGUGGAGAAGUGGUACCAGCCCUGGUCCUUUCUGCGCAGCCCUGGCUGGGUCCAGAUCAAGUGUGAGCUCCGUGUCCUCUGCUGCUUCGCCUUCAGCCUUUCCCAGGACUGGGAACUUCCUGCAAAGAGAGAGGAGGAGAAGCAACCCCUGAAGGAGGGCGUUCAGGACAUGCUGGUGAAGCACCACCUUUUCAGCUGGGACAUAGAUGGGUGACCCUCGCCAUCACCCCCAGGCCUCCCCAAGCAUCGGUGACCAGAGCAGCCCUGCCCUCAAGGAAACGGUCAGGCCCAUUCAAGCUGGCUUUGGAAUGGGGUCUGAGGGGACCCAGGCCCACCCCAAGCUGUAGGGUCAAGGAGACGCCCGGGCACCAAGAUCAGGGCCCAGCUCAGCCUGUGGGGGCUCCUGCCCCAGCUUCACUGCUGGUUCCAGCCAAAACUUCGGGCACCUGUCAGGUUUUUCUCAGGAAGGGGGUGGGGUGGCCAGGGGCUCCUUGGCCUCUUUGUAAAUAAACU